AUGAAAAAACUUGAUUAAAUUGUAAAAGGCCUUAAUAAAACUGAAGCUAGAGAUAAAAUUAGUAAAAUGAUUUAAUAUGGAACAAGAUUUUUAACAUGGUAUUACCAAAAAUUAAACAAGCUAGAAAAAGCAGAUUAAUUUAAUAAUUUAUUUAGUAUGAAUAAGUAUCAAAUAAUAAGUGGCAAUGAGAGAAGCUCGAAAGAUUUUUAGAUUAGCUAAAACUUUGAAUGAAAUUCAAUACAUAUUAGAAAAGAUUAAAGAGAAUUCAGAAAAUUAAAAUGACAUUAUAAGAGCUUUGAAAAUCUUCUCAAGAAUUUGGUAUGCUUUGUUUUGGUAUUUUUUAUUAUAGAUUAUAGAUUAGGGCUUUUGAUAACAUAAGCAUCUUGUCAUAAAUAUAAAUAAUUUAAUCAAAUCCAUAAGUCUUACAUAAAAUUGCGAUGACUUUUUGGACAGUUGGAAUAAUUACUAAUUUAGCUGAGUCUUUUAGAGAUCUUAUUAGAAAUUUAUAUUAACUUAAAAAAAUUUCAAAGUCGACAGACUCGAAAGAAAUACAUAGAAGAAUCAAUAUUAACUACUUGAAUAUCCUUAAAAAUUUAUGUGAUUUAUUAUUGGCUGGGACAGGAAGUGAAUUAUUUUUAAAGAUAUUUUUGUUCGAACCUAAUGGUGCUUUAGUUGGUUUGGGUGGAUUUAUUGCAGGAGCUAUAGCAGCAUAUCAAGCAUUUUGA
Messenger RNA from Paramecium sonneborni, 725 nucleotides. Lineage: Eukaryota; Ciliophora; Oligohymenophorea; Peniculida; Parameciidae. The record is from the annotation of a GenBank genome assembly.